Molecule: messenger RNA, 1681 nt
Organism: Zalophus californianus (California sea lion)
Lineage: Eukaryota; Metazoa; Chordata; Mammalia; Carnivora; Otariidae
Gene: CIBAR2
Product: CBY1 interacting BAR domain containing 2
Exons: 9
Coding region: 92-1648 (518 amino acids)
Biological process (GO): cilium assembly
Cellular component (GO): ciliary basal body; ciliary transition zone
Source: RefSeq, a predicted model, not a curated record
CCCAGCCCACACAGCUGCGCCCAGCCCUGCGGGACCCCUGGGGCCCUGGCCGUACUCCCCUAGCCUAGGACAGCUGGUGCCUCCCAUCACAAUGAGCAUUGUUCUCUCCAGGGACAGCCGGGUGAGGGUAAUGGAGAACACCGUGACCAAUGCCGAGAAGUACUUUGGCCAGCUCUGCUCGCUGCUGGCUGCCUACACCCGCAGGACGGCUCGGCUGCGGGACAAGGCUGACCAGCUUGUCAAGCAGCUCACUGACUUCGCCAACACCGAGAACCCAGAGCUGUGGGCCACCAUGAGGAACUUUGCCGAGGACCUGGCCAAGGUGCAGGAUUACCGGCACGCCGAGGUCGAGAGGCUGGAGACCAAGGUUGUCAGCCCCCUGAAACUGUACGGGGUACACAUCAAGCAGACACGGGCCGAGAUCAAGAAAUUCAAACAAGUCCAGAAGAACGAGAUCAAACAACUGGAAAAGCUGGAGAAACUGAGGCAGAAGUCCCCUUUAAACAGGCAAAUGAUCUCCCAGGCAGAGACCAGUGUGCAGAGGGCCUCAGCGGAUGCCAGCCGCACCACCCACCAGCUGGAGGAGGUGAUCGACACCUUCCAGAAGCAGAAGCUGAAGGACCUACAGAAAAUUUUUUCAGACUUUGUCACCAUCGAGAUGGUCUUCCAUGCCAAAGCGGUGGAGGUAUAUUCCAGCGCCUUCCAGAUCCUGGAGAGCUAUGACCUGGAGAGAGAUCUGGAGGAUUUUAGAGCCAAGAUGCACGGGGUUUAUGGACAUUACAAUGCUCGGCCACUCAAGGAUACCAUGCCUUCCCCAGCUGUCUCGUGGGCUCUUACUGGCCAGCCACGGAGGGGAAAAGCUGCCCUCUGCAAACUGCCAGACCCUGCCAAGGAUGCAGCAGUCGGUGCUCCUGGACUGGAGGAAUCCGUUCCGUCAGCGUCUACACUGCCCACUCUCACUCCGUGUGGCCCCGAUCAAAGUCCAAGGCGGCUUCAAGAAACACAACACACAACCCAAACGCGGGUGCAGCCCGAGGAGCCCGAACAGCCAAAGCAGAGAGGAAAGACCAGCAAGCUGGAGGCCUCACGCUCCCAGCGCCAAACCAGAGCAGCGCAGCUCCGCGGGGCAGGACGAGGCCCCCCGGGGACCAGCCAAGCACCCACCAAGCACGGCGCCACGCCUGUCAGCCCAUCGCCAAAGCCACGCGGGACACGAGCUCCGGCCACCGACCAACGAGCCCCCCAGGUGCCGCAUCCAGCCCUGCCCACCGCGUCCUCCCGAUACUCGCCUCUCAGCCGACGGCGGCUCCCCUCCUCCCCUCCUCUCGCGUCCUCCCCUCCUUCUCCCGUGUCCUUCCCUGCUCCUCCCGCGCCCUCCCCUCCUCACCUCCUCCUUCCGCAUCCCUUCCUCCUCGGCGUCCUCAUCGCCUCCUGUCAGCGGGCACGUGGAGACGGAGCGAGGCGGGAAGACGCAUGCGCGGUGCAGGGCGGGGUGGGGGAGCUCCGCUGCCCCCCGCCGGCCCUCGGGGGCAGUGCAGGACGCCCAGCCCCAGUUCGGUGGCCGCGUUGGGGCCCGCUGAAUCCCCCAGGUGUUGAAAUUCAAACCGAAUGGAGCCAAAUAUCCCAUGCCUUACCCAAAGAUAGUUAAGGGACAAUUAACUGGAAACCGUAUAGAGUGAAA